This is a messenger RNA of Prinia subflava (tawny-flanked prinia), 2959 nucleotides long. RefSeq names its product adaptor related protein complex 2 subunit alpha 2 (gene AP2A2). The record is from RefSeq and is a predicted model, not a curated record. NCBI's taxonomy places the organism in Eukaryota, Metazoa, Chordata, Aves, Passeriformes, Cisticolidae. Gene Ontology annotation, biological process: clathrin-dependent endocytosis; intracellular protein transport. Gene Ontology annotation, cellular component: membrane coat; AP-2 adaptor complex. The transcript is spliced from 22 exons. Bases 72 to 2885 code for a protein of 937 amino acids. Gene Ontology annotation, molecular function: clathrin-cargo adaptor activity.
CGGGGAGAGCGGGCGGCGGCUGCGGGGGUUCGGCGUGUCGCGUCCCAGGGCGGCCGUGAUCGUGCGCCACGAUGCCUGCGGUGUCGAAGGGCGAUGGCAUGCGAGGCCUGGCGGUCUUCAUCUCCGAUAUCCGCAACUGUAAAAGUAAAGAGGCAGAGAUAAAGAGGAUAAACAAAGAACUAGCAAACAUUCGGUCAAAGUUUAAAGGUGACAAGGCUCUGGAUGGUUACAGUAAGAAAAAAUAUGUCUGCAAACUGCUCUUCAUCUUUCUGUUGGGACAUGACAUUGACUUUGGUCACAUGGAGGCUGUAAACCUGCUCAGUUCCAAUAGAUACACAGAGAAACAAAUUGGCUAUCUGUUCAUCUCGGUGCUGGUGAACUCCAACAGCGAGCUCAUCCGCCUGAUAAACAACGCCAUCAAGAACGACCUGGCCAGCAGGAACCCCACCUUCAUGGGCCUCGCCCUGCACUGCAUUGCCAACGUGGGCAGCCGCGAGAUGGCCGAAGCGUUUGCUGGGGAAAUUCCCAAAAUUCUUGUGGCUGGGGACACUAUGGACAGUGUGAAGCAAAGUGCUGCUUUAUGCUUGCUGCGCUUGUACAGAACUUCUCCUGACCUUGUUCCCAUGGGAGACUGGACAUCUCGAGUGGUGCAUCUCCUCAAUGACCAGCACUUGGGUGUGGUUACUGCAGCUACAAGUCUGAUCACCACUUUGGCACAGAAGAACCCAGAAGAGUUCAAGACUUCAGUCUCCUUGGCAGUGUCUAGAUUAAGCAGAAUUGUAACUUCUGCAUCAACAGACCUUCAGGACUACACAUACUACUUUGUUCCUGCUCCCUGGCUAUCUGUGAAACUUCUGAGGCUGUUACAGUGCUAUCCACCUCCAGAAGACCCUGCGGUACGUGGCCGUCUGACAGAAUGCCUGGAAACCAUCCUCAACAAAGCACAGGAGCCACCAAAGUCAAAGAAAGUGCAACACUCGAAUGCGAAGAAUGCUGUCCUCUUUGAGGCAAUAAGCUUAAUUAUACAUCAUGACAGUGAGCCAAACCUACUAGUCCGUGCCUGUAACCAGCUAGGUCAGUUCUUGCAGCACCGAGAAACUAAUUUGCGUUACCUAGCACUGGAAAGCAUGUGCACGCUUGCCAGCUCUGAAUUCUCACAUGAGGCUGUGAAAACACACAUAGAAACAGUUAUCAAUGCAUUGAAGACUGAAAGAGAUGUAAGUGUACGACAAAGAGCUGUAGAUCUCCUGUAUGCAAUGUGUGACCGAAGCAAUGCCCAGCAGAUUGUGGCUGAAAUGCUCAAUUACCUGGAGACUGCUGAUUAUUCCAUUAGAGAAGAAAUUGUUCUGAAGGUUGCAAUUCUAGCUGAGAAGUAUGCAGUGGAUUACACCUGGUAUGUGGAUACAAUCCUGAAUCUGAUUCGCAUUGCUGGGGACUAUGUCAGUGAAGAAGUGUGGUACAGAGUCAUUCAGAUUGUCAUCAACAGGGAUGAUGUGCAAGGAUAUGCAGCAAAGACUGUUUUUGAGGCCCUUCAAGCACCAGCAUGCCACGAGAAUCUUGUAAAAGUAGGUGGCUACAUCUUGGGAGAAUUUGGAAAUCUGAUAGCAGGUGAUCCAAGAUCAAGUCCCCUCAUCCAGUUCAACUUGCUACAUUCCAAGUUUCAUCUGUGUAGUGUUCCUACCCGAGCUCUGCUUCUGUCUACCUACAUCAAGUUUGUGAACCUGUUUCCAGAAAUCAAAACAACAAUUCAAGAUGUGCUGCGCAGUGACAGUCAGCUAAAGAAUGCUGAUGUUGAGCUGCAGCAGAGAGCUGUUGAGUAUUUGAGGCUCAGUACUAUUGCUAGUACUGAUAUAUUGGCUACAGUGUUGGAAGAAAUGCCUCCCUUUCCAGAGAGGGAAUCUUCUAUUUUGGCUAAACUGAAGAAGAAGAAAGGCCCAGGCACAGUUACUGACCUGGAGGAGAUCAAAAAGGAGAGGACCUCUGACAUGAAUGGAAGUGCUGAACCUGCCAAUGACACUGCUGUUACUACUCCUUCUCCAUCUGCGGAUCUGCUGGGUCUGGGUGCUGCCCCUGCCACCAAUGCAGCUCCCCCACCUUCCUCUACUGGUAGCCUGCUCGUGGAUGUAUUUACAGAUCCAGCUUCUGCAGUUGCACCUCUUGCUCCAGGUUCUGAUGACAACUUUGCGAGGUUUGUGUGUAAAAAUAAUGGAGUCUUAUUUGAAAAUCAGUUGCUACAAAUUGGCUUGAAGUCUGAAUUUCGACAGAACCUGGGACGUAUGUUCAUAUUCUAUGGUAAUAAGACAUCAACACAGUUCUUGAAUUUUACUCCAACAGUAAUCUGCUCAGAUGACCUUCAGUCAAGCCUGAAUCUUCAGACAAAGCCUGUUGACCCCACAGUGGAUGGAGGUGCACAGGUUCAGCAGGUUGUGAACAUCGAAUGUGUGUCAGACUUCAUGGAAGCUCCAGUCCUGAACAUUCAGUUCAGGUACGGCGGAACGUUUCAAAAUCUUUCAGUAAAAUUACCCAUCACUCUGAAUAAAUUUUUCCAGCCAACAGAGAUGUCAUCUCAAGACUUUUUUCAGCGUUGGAAGCAGCUGAGCAAUCCAAAACAGGAAGUACAGAAUAUCUUUAAAGCAAAGCACCCGAUGGAUGCAGAGAUCACGAAAGCAAAGAUAAUUGGAUUUGGAUCAGCCCUGCUUGAGGAGGUAGAUCCCAAUCCUGCUAACUUUGUUGGUGCUGGUAUCAUACACACAAAAACCACUCAGAUUGGAUGCUUGCUGCGCCUUGAACCCAACCUCCAGGCACAGAUGUAUAGGCUCACACUACGAACAAGUAAAGAAGCUGUAUCUCAGAGAUUAUGUGAAUUGCUGUCAGAACAGUUUUAAUAUUAACCAUGUCAGUUUUGGUUUUUCCACUUAUAUCACUGUCAUCAUACUGCAAAUAAAUGUCUUGUACAUCA